Molecule: messenger RNA, 1504 nt
Organism: Rhinichthys klamathensis goyatoka
Lineage: Eukaryota; Metazoa; Chordata; Actinopteri; Cypriniformes; Leuciscidae
Gene: b4galt4
Product: UDP-Gal:betaGlcNAc beta 1,4- galactosyltransferase, polypeptide 4
Exons: 8
Coding region: 280-1356 (358 amino acids)
Biological process (GO): carbohydrate metabolic process
Molecular function (GO): glycosyltransferase activity
Source: RefSeq, a predicted model, not a curated record
UGUAUUUGCGGAAAUACUUCAGUACAGUAUAUGGUCUUGAGCUGAGGGUGCUGCUGCUUUCACUGUCCAUCCCAGGUGCACCUGAAGUUGGUUGAGUGAAUACAAAAAUUUUGCAGAGCUGUAAUCUAGACAAGAUGAAAAAAUGAACAAAAAAACAGAUGAAAGAGACUUUUGGAGGAACUCUUGUCAACUUUAAGAGUGAUUGUUUAACUUGGAGCAGAUGCUCAGAUGUCUCUUGUUUGCCGUUCUCUGGAUUUCACCCCAAACUAAACUUCAGUCAUGGGAAUCUUUCCCUACAUGUCCAAGAUCAUGAGGAAGGGGAAGUUUCUGUUUCUUCUACUGUUGUGCCUUUGCGUUGUAGCAUGGAUAGCAACAUUCUCAAAUGAUGACGCAGUUAAAACUGCCCAGGAGGAAUCAAAUCCACCUGACGACGAUAAGAGUAUCGGGGGCUUUCGUCAGCUGGAGCUGGAGUCAGAGAUGAUGCAGAGCAUCGAGGAGCGUGUAGAGACGCCUGUAGAGGAGCAGUCUCCCAAACAGAGCUGUCCAGAGCAUUCACCCCUACUCCGAGGUUCUUUAAAGCUGUCAUUUGAGCCCUCGCUGACGAUGGAGCAGGUAGAGAGUGAAAACGGGGAGGUCAUGGAGGGUCAAUAUAACCCCCCCGACUGUACGGCCAGACAGAGCGUGGCCAUCCUCAUCCCUCACAGAAACCGAGAGAAGCACCUGCUCUACCUCCUCUACCACCUUCACCCUUUCUUACAGAGACAGCAGCUUCACUACGCCAUCUAUGUCAUUCACCAGGCUGGAGAAGCUACAUUUAACAGGGCAAAGUUAUUAAAUGUUGGCUACCUCGAGGCCCUGAAAGACCAGAGCUGGGACUGUUUCAUCUUCCAUGAUGUUGAUCUGGUUCCUGAGAAUGAUCAUAACUUAUACAUGUGUGGGAAACAGCCUAAGCACUUAGUAGUGGGGAGGAAUUCCACCGGCUACAAACUCAGAUACAAAGGUUACUUUGGGGGGGUUUCGGCAAUGACGACGGAGCAGUUCCACAUGGUGAAUGGCUUCCCAAACUCCUACUGGGGCUGGGGUGGAGAGGACGACGACCUGAGGAAAAGGGUGGAACUUCAGAAAAUGACGAUACUGCGGCCGUCUCCUGAAGUGGCGCGCUACACCAUGGUCUUUCACAAGAGAGACAGCGGCAAUCAAGUCAAUAAAGACAGGAUGCAGCUGUUACGCCGUACUCCCCAGAUGUGGAAGAAGGAUGGUUUGAAUUCCUGUUCCUACAAGGUUCGGUCUAUCGACCGAGCCCCACUCUUCAUCAACAUCACCGUGGACAUCGGCAAGCCUGAGCGUGCUCACUGAGCCAUGAGUUCGGAUGCUCAAGAGACAGCUUGCAUUGAAACACAGCAUUCACCAGUGCCUGCCAGAGCUAAUACGAGGUGUUGUUGCUCCACACCAGGUUGCACUACCGAUCUGACCUGUAAGACAAAAUGGCCAGAAUACUGAUCAA